AUGAAUGUGGAAUUGGGGAACAUGGAGCGUUCCAAUACUUUCGAUGUUGUUUCACUACCACCAAAGAACAUGGUGCAGUUUCAUGCGGGGAUGAGUAUUGUCUCUGAUCGUCUCUCGUCUGGAGCAGACUUUUAUUCUUGGCGAAGGUCAGUUCAAGUAGCUCUUAAUUUUAGGAAUAAACUUGGAUUCAUUGAUGGAACUCUCAAGAAACCUGCUGAUGAUCAUCGUGAUUUUGGUACUUGGUCACGCUGUAAUGAUAUUGUAUCCACAUGGAUUAUCAAUUCCGUUGAUAAGAAGAUUGGUGCUAGUUUGUUGUUCAUUCCUACUGCCGAAGGCAUCUGGAAAAAUCUCAUGUCUCGCUUUAAACAAGAUGAUGCACCGCAUAUCUUUGAGAUAGAACAAAAGCUCAAUUCUAUUCAACAGGGUUCAUUGGAUGUUAAUUCAUAUUACACUCUUUUGGUGACUUUAUGGGAAGAGUACAAGAAUUAUGCCGAGCUACCUGUUUGCACUUGUGGUAAAUGUGAAUGUAAUGCAGCUGCUUUGUGGGAAAAGCUACAGGAACGGAGUCAAGUGACUAAGUUCUUGAUGGGUCUCAAUGAGUCUUAUGCAUCCACACGAAGGCACAUUCUGAUGCUAAAGCCUAUCCCAAGUAUAGAAGAGGCUUUUAACAUGGUGACUUCUGAUAAAAGGCAGAGGUCGAUCAAGCCAAAGCCUGAUACCAUGAUCUUUCAAACAUCUGCUCCCACUCAAGACAAUGUUGUUUAUCUAGCUCCUUUCGACAAUGUUGCUUUUGCUGCUAUUCAGAAUACCUAUCACCCUCGAGGUUCUCGACCUUUAUGUACCCAUUGUGGUCAAACUGGACAUGUGGUACAAAAGUGCUUCAAGCUCCAUGGUUAUCCUCCGGGUUACAUACCAGGAUUCAAGAGCACUUUUGCUAACUACCAAGCAGCGAAUCAGCAGCGAGCAUCCGCACCGGGGAAUCAAUUCCGAGGACAUUCACCUAACCCUCGACCUCCAGUACACACGGUUGCAAAUGUUGUUACAAAGACUUCUUCUCAUUUGCAAUCUGCUCCUGCUGCUGCCUCCAAUCUUGAUGUGAGUACUCUGACAGGUGAUCAGAUACAAACCCUUAUUCAACAACUGAAUGCUCAGGUUAAACCUUUGGAUGGUCCAGUUUCAUCUUCUCAAGUCUCGUCCAUUAAAGAACAUGGUGCUAUGGCUAUUCAGUCUUCAUCUGGUAAUCCUUUAACAUUUCCAACUCGUUUUUCUUCCUCCUCUUUACGUUUUGAGAACAACUGCCUUACUUUUCAACAUCAAUGUCUAUCAUCUCUAUCCAAACACAUUCCUCAUGGUAGUUGGAUCAUAGAUACUGGAGCAACUAGCCAUGUUUGCUCUGAUUUGACCUUUUUUAGUGAAACAGUUACUAUCUCAAGUGUCACAGUCUCGUUACCGAAUGAGGCUAAGGAGUCUAUUCAGGACUUGAUGAUUGGUAAAGACUACUUGUUACAUAAUCUUUACGUUCUGCAUCUUGAUUCGUCUCCUGCAAUCAUCCCUGAGUUAUUGGCAUUCGCAUCUCCUGCUCAUUUCACUGGAUCCUUGGAAGUCGAUGGACAUCUUUGGCACCAACGCCUUGGACAUCCAUCUCCUGACAAGUUAAAGCUUCUUACUGAUUACUUUCAUAAUCCAUCAUCUCAUACUUCUAGUUCUUUGCAUACAUCAUCAUCUGCUACAUCUCGAGCAUCCACAAGUCAAAAUCCUACUGGUGACUCUUCUGAUGAUGAGACUGUGACUCCCGGGACGACCAUUGUUUCACCAUUAAAUGUCAGGCCAAGGCGAUCAUCUAAAGCACCAGGUUAUCUUUCUGACUAUCACUGUUCUCUCGCACAAAUUUCUUCAUCUUCAUCUUCUUUAGCUCCACUUUCCACUAAAACACUAACCACUCCUUAUCCUUUAUCAUCUUAUCUCACCUAUUCUAAUCUGAAACCGUCUUGA
Molecule: messenger RNA, 1992 nt
Organism: Camelina sativa (false flax)
Lineage: Eukaryota; Viridiplantae; Streptophyta; Magnoliopsida; Brassicales; Brassicaceae
Source: RefSeq, a predicted model, not a curated record